This is a messenger RNA of Columba livia (rock pigeon), 7842 nucleotides long. RefSeq names its product CAP-Gly domain containing linker protein 2 (gene CLIP2). The coding region runs from base 789 to 3911 and encodes 1040 amino acids. Gene Ontology annotation, molecular function: microtubule plus-end binding. NCBI's taxonomy places the organism in Eukaryota, Metazoa, Chordata, Aves, Columbiformes, Columbidae. Gene Ontology annotation, biological process: cytoplasmic microtubule organization. The record is from RefSeq and is a predicted model, not a curated record. Gene Ontology annotation, cellular component: nucleus; microtubule plus-end; cell cortex. The transcript has 20 exons.
AGGAGGGACUGGCGCACAGCACGGCUGGCGGGCUGGGGUUCGGCUGUUCUGGACUCCGGCAGCUUUUCCUGCCGUACUGACUGGUUAAGAUAAUUAAUAACAAAAAAAAAAAUAAAAGAACAAAAAAAAUCCAAACCAACCAGUAAUACGUUUUGCAUUUCAGGAGUCUAAACCUUUGUUUCUUCUUCUAGCUACUUUUAUUUCCCCCCAUAAAAUGAAAACAAUAAAAGAUGCAUCACAAAAUACUGUCUAAAAGGCUGAGGGCUGAGACCUUGAGUUGCAGCGUGCAGGGAAGUGCAGAGUUCCUUGGGCCGUCCAUCCCCAGCAGCCCUGCAGUCUCCGUUAAUGCCGUCGCCUCCUUUUGCAGCCUGACAGUGUUCAGCAGCCUCAAGAGCCCAGGAGUUAUCAGGCUGUAGCACUCUGAAUUCCUUCAAGUCUUCAGAACAUGGAUUUAGAAAUAUCGGAAGGCAGAGCUACAGCAUUCCAAAUUGGGAAAUUCCUGAAGCAUAAAGGAGGAAUUUAGCAAAAUGUUAAGGAAGCACCUCCAACUCCUCCUGCCCUUCUCGCAUCAAUCAAAUUUGCUACCAUGUAAAUUCAGGUGUGCUUAGAGAGCUCCUCCUUCCCGGAGACCAGACCAAGAGCUGCGAGAAAGGGAGACCGCAUCUCAUCCGAGCAUAAAGGUCUGCGAGGAUGGAAGAAGAGGUCCAGCAUCGAGAAGCCUGAAUGGUGAUAGCAGGACAGCUCUUUGAGGCACUGGCAAUACCAGCCUGAGAUACAAGACAGCAAACAUGCUGAAGCCAAGUGGACUUAAAAUCCCUGGCAGGGCAGGGAAGCACUCCAGCCCUGUGGGACGGGCAUCGGGGACCACGGCAGCUGCCGUCACCACUGCUUCAAAAGAAGGCUCACCUUUACACAAGCAGGGUGCCACCUCCACCACCAGCACCGAGAAGUCGGGUUCAAAGGUUGCCGAGGUGGGCGAUGAUUUCCUGGGCGACUUUGUGGUGGGCGAACGUGUCUGGGUAAACGGAGUGAAGCCAGGUGUGAUCCAGUAUCUUGGGGAGACGCAAUUUGCUCCAGGCCAGUGGGCAGGGGUCGUUCUGGAUGACCCGGUGGGUAAGAAUGAUGGCUCCGUCGGUGGAGUGCGGUACUUUGAAUGCCAGCCGCUGCAGGGGAUUUUUACGCGACCGUCCAAACUGACGCGGCAGCCGGUGGCCGAGGGCUCAGGGAGCGACGCCCCCUCCGUGGACUCCCUGACAGCUCAGAACUUGUCACUGCACUCGGGAACGGCCACGCCACCUCUCUCCACUCGUGUCAUCCCCCUGCGGGAGAGCGUCCUGAACAGCGCCAUGAAGACGGGCAACGAGUCUGGAUCUAACCUCUCGGACAGUGGGUCUGUGAAAAAAGGGGAGAAGGACUUACGGCUCGGAGAUCGCGUGCUGGUUGGCGGGACCAAGACAGGAGUUGUGCGCUACGUGGGAGAGACGGAUUUUGCCAAAGGAGAGUGGUGUGGUGUGGAGUUGGACGAACCCCUGGGGAAGAACGAUGGGGCGGUUGCUGGUACAAGGUAUUUUCAGUGCCCUCCCAAGUUCGGCCUCUUUGCUCCCAUCCACAAGGUGAUCCGGAUUGGGUUCCCAUCAACCAGCCCCGCCAAGGCGAAGAAGAGCAAACGAAUGGCCAUGGGGGUGUCUGCCUUAACCCACAGCCCCAGCAGCUCCUCCAUCAGCUCCGUCAGCUCAGUGGCAUCGUCUGUGGGGGGCAGGCCCAGCCGCAGCGGGCUGCUGACGGAGACCUCUUCUCGAUAUGCCCGGAAAAUCUCUGGCACGACAGCUCUCCAGGAGGCACUGAAGGAGAAGCAGCAGCACAUUGAGCAGCUGCUGGCAGAGCGUGACCUGGAGCGGGCUGAGGUUGCCAAAGCCACCAGCCACAUCUGCGAAGUGGAGAAAGAGAUUGCCAUCAUGAAGGCCCAGCACGAGCAGUAUGUCACGGAGGCAGAAGGAAACCUCCAGCGAGCACGAGCCCUGGUGGAUGUGAUGCAGAAGGAGAAGAUUGAGCUGUUGAAUCAGCUGGAAGAGGAGAAGAGGAAAGUGGAGGACUUGCAGUUCCGUGUGGAGGAAGAAUCCAUCACGAAGGGGGAUCUGGAGACUCAGACGCAGUUGGAGCAUGCCCGAAUACGGGAGCUCGAGCAGAGCCUGCUGUUUGAGAAGGCACAGGCUGAAAAACUCCUCAGAGAAUUAGAGGACACCAGGUUAACCACGGUAGCGGAGAAGUCGAGGAUUCUUCAGCUGGAGGAGGAGCUGAGCCUGACGCGCAGUGAGGUGGAUGAGCUUCGGCAGUGCCUCAGGAGCUCCCACCAAGCAGAGAUCCCGGAGCACAACCUCGGUUUGCAGUCAGAGGCUCUUCGGCUACGAGAUCAACUCCUGUCUGCCAACAAGGAGCACCAGAAGGAGAGCAGCCAGCUAAAGGAGAAGUAUGAGAAGACGUUAAAGAAGUACCAGCAGGAGAUGGAGAAGCUGAAAGCUGUCAAUGAGAAGUAUUCCCAGGAAAUUGUUGAUCUCAAGCAUAAAGUUCAGCAAGCCACUAAUGAGAACAUGGGGCUCAUGGACAACUGGAAGUCUAAAUUAGACACGUUAGCUUCUGACCACCAGAAGUCUCUGGAGGAUCUCAAAGCCACAUUGAACACAGGCCCUGACACCCAACACAAGGAGAUUGUGGAGCUGAAGGCAGUGGUGGAGAGUAUAAAGAUGGAACACCAGCUUGAGUUGGAGAACCUGAAAGCAAAGCAUGACAUUGAGAUGGCUGUUCAUAUAAAAGAAAAAGAGAGCCUCAAACUGAAGUUGCAGGAGGCUCUGGAUGAAGUGGAAAAAAGCAACAGCAACUGGAAAAUGCAACUGGAAACCAAAAGCAAUCAGCACCUUCUUGAGCUCCAGGAUAUGAAGGACAAGUGUCGAGAUGCUGAGCUGAGGGUGCAUGAACUGGAGAAACUUCAUGGUGAAUAUACAGACCAGACACAAGCAAUAGCUUUCUUGAAAGACCAGAUUUCUUUGGCUGAGAAGAAGAUGUUGGACUAUGAAACAUUGCAGAAAACAGAAGCUCAGAGUAAACAAGAGAUCCACAGAUUGCAGGAAAAAGUGCUUGUCUUAGAGAACAAGCUGCAGUCCAUGGAGGCCCUCCAUCCGUCUCAGCACGCAAAUAUGAUUGACACGAAUGAUAUUUCAGAAGAAAAAAUAAAGAUGAAGCAGACUAUGGAAGACCUCCAAGACAAGCUGAGUAAAAGAGACAAAGAGGUAUCAUCGCUGGUGUCCCAGACUGAAAAUCUAAGGGCCCAAGUAAGUGCUUUGGAAAAUAAAUGCAAAACGGCAGAAAAGAAGGCUGAUUUGGCCUCAAAAGAAAAGAAGAGGCUGGAAGGUGAACUGGAAGCCUUGACCAAGAAAACACAUGAUGCCUCAGGGCAACUGGUCCUGAUCAGCCAGGAGCUACUCAAGAAGGAGAGGAGCCUGAACGAGCUGAGAGCGUUGUUACUGGAGGCAAACCGGCACUCGCCUGGGCCGGAGCGGGACCUCAGCCGGGAGGUGCACAAAGCCGAGUGGCGGCUGAAGGAACAGAAGCUCAAAGAUGACAUCAAGGGACUGCGAGAGAAACUGGUUGUGCUGGACAAGGAAAAAUCGGUAACAGAUCAGCGGCGAUACUCCCUGAUUGACCCCUCGUCAGAGUCCGAAGUGAUCCGGCUGCAGCACCGGCUGGUCAGCACGGAGGAUGUGCUGCGCAACGCACUGGAGCAGGGCCACCAGAUGGAGAAGCUGAUGGAAGCGAUGAGGCUCUCCUCUGAGAAAUCACAGUCUGUUGGAAACUCUGGGUCUGCUAAUGGGAUUCACCAACAGGAUAAAUCCCACAAGCAAGAGGAGAAGCUCUGAUAGAGAAGAGGUGAAGAGGAUCAUUUCACGCCAGUAUCAGCUCCUGUGCACAGUCAGAAAAACGAUACCCCAUCUGGCUUCAGCACCUGCAAAAGACUAGACACAGUAUUUUCACUUUAAACCAGGACAAUGUUUAUAAUAUACUAACUGAUGUAAUCAGGACAAUCCUGGAGUCCAGUUUUCCAAGACAGCCAUUGUUCCAGGAGGGAGCAGAAAGAUCUCUCUGGGUUUGGUUUUCUUCCCUGUAUUGGUUUUGACUGUGGAAUUUGUAUUGCUCCAGCUGCCCUUGUCCCACCAGCCAACGUGGUCUGGAUGACAGCUGCCCUGAACAGUGCCCGACGUGUCACUGAGUCGCCGUAGCCCCACAGGAGUUGCAAAGGGAUUUGCUUGUGGUGUUGAACUCCAAAGCAUGUGCCCAGAGGCUUCACACUUCCCAUAUUGUCUAUCCCUUCCCUUCCACCCACCCUGGUGUCUUGGAGACCUGCACAAGCAUGUGAAACCGGCUGGGCUGACUGUUUGUGCUGGCAAGCGUAGGCUGAGUAAGACAAGGUGUGGGGACGCGUGUCCCUCCUCGUCUUGUGGAAGACAUUGCUGUUUUAGAGCAUGGAGGCUGCACUUAGUACUUGUAUCGUAGCAUGUCGUGGGAGAUAAUCUGGUUUCAGGGGGAUAUUUAUUUUGUUUCUCACCCCCUGCUGUUUGGGGAAGGAGCUGUGGUGGCUCUGAGUUUGAGGACAGGCACAGCUUGCUCAGGUUGUCCUUUCUUCCUGCAAAGAGGUCACUGAGCAGGGCUGGUGCUGCCCUGGGCCACAGCCAGGCUGCCCAGCCAGCUCACCCCAACUCGUGUGAGUUUUAUUUGGUCUUUUUUUGAGCACAGGACUCCACAGACAGAUGAAUCUCAGCAUUGCUGGCUCCACGCUGGUUGCAUCGUUGUGGGACAGAUGCCUUGAGGAGAUGGUUCCCUUCUUGCCUGUUCAAUUUAACAGCUAGUUGGGGAUUGCUUGCCCAUUCUGCAAGGCUGACAUCGGCCCCUCCACCACUACCAGGAACAGAGGAGGCUAUGGUGCUGCUGUGAGUACUCGUGCAGUGGUGGCUGUCUGUAUUUGAUGGGUACAGAAACCUGUGUGUGACCUGAGCAUUUGGGGCAGAAAGAAUCCAAAACUGGAGCCCACACAGCUCUUGUGUCUGUACACAGCAGUGCAGGCCUGGGCAAUGGUCUUGUUCCUUCUGAAGGCUUUACUCUUUGCACCACAGCUCCCAAGGGACAUUAGGGCGGAGGAAGGGGACAACAUGUUCUUAAAAGUGUGAGAAAGUCCAGCUCAAAUUCACUGUGCAGCACUACAGGCAAGAAACACAGCAGUAUUUUUUACCAGGCUUCCCCUAGUUAGUGCCCAGCUCCUCCAGGCUUCAGAAGCUCUUGUGUAAUUAGGGGGCAUCUGUGGAAGACAAAACAGAAGAGACCACUGAGAGAAGAUCUGAGCCCAGACCACAGGCAGAUGAACCUCACAGCGUGUCAGCUGCUUUGCUUUUUGCCCUCAUUUCCUAUGAAGUUGUGCUGCUUUUUCUUCCUGGGUUGCCAGGUUCUUAUUUCCUUGAAAAAUGGGCAGCCAGAAGCAGCCUGGGAAAGGCUCAGGCUCUGUGACUGCAGGUCUGCCCUGAGGAGGGUGUUGCUGAAUCUGCACUAUGAUACCAUCCUGGGACCCUGCUCACUGGACCCAGGAUUGGUAGUCUCUCCAUUCAAAAGGAGGAUUAGACAAAAAGUGAUUUAGGGAGAUUAAAGCAGGUCAGAAAACGCAGCUGAAGUCUGGCUGGCAGCAGGGGCAGGCAGAGCUUGGGAUCUAACUGGCUAGAAAAUAAUUUGAGUGGGGGCCCAUCCUGCCUUGCAGAAGUCUUUAAUCAGCUCUUACUAAUCACCAGGAAGAUUGCCACAUCUCUACCUAGCACUGAGACUUUCCCAAAGGAUCAUAGAGGUGGUCUCAAAAAUCCUUCUGGUUAGUGUAUUCAAGUGAUUUAGGAAAAUCCCAAAGGGCGUGUACAGCCUGUGACAGUGAAUACCUGACUGGAAGCUGCUGUUUUGAAGAAUUUAGGGCCGGUGUUUCCCAAAGGGCUCCUGUGGGCUGGCUGGUCUCUCAAGUCCCUGCCGCAGCUCUUGUUGGCAUAAGUGGACCUGUCUCUAAGCCCAGGGCUUCCUGGGCACCUGCAGGUGAGAGCGCCUGUUCUGGUUUGCAACUUAUUUUCCCUGAUAGGUUUACUAGUGACUUGUGACCAGCUGCCUUCAUCUACAGAGGAAAGGUUACCUGAAUUUUCCACCUCCCUUGAUGAACCUUUGGCUCUGUGUGAAGUGGGAUCCCCCAGGAGUUGUUACAGGGACCACAUCUUUGGCUCCGUUAAACAGAUCUGGAGUCGUCAGGGUGGCACUGGUUCAGGCUGGAGUGGGAUUCUGCCCCAUCUCCUCCCAGGGACUGUCCCCAACGAGCAGCUCAGACCUGUGGCUCUUCCCAGUCAGCUCAGGUGACAAUGCCGAACAGCAGGUGGGUCAGAGCAGGUCCCAUGGGAGCUGCUCCACAGACAGGACUGACUGUGGUGUUGACAGAACGUGUUAUCACACCUGUCAUCUGGGUUUCAGCUCAACCCCGUCUAAAGUGGCCAGGAGGGAGUUUGGGCACCAGUCAUUUCUUCUGUCUCCAAAAUUGCCACGGCUGCCCUUCAGAGGUUGUAGGAGACCAAAUUAGGGACAAACUUGGAAAGGAUAAGAAGAGAUUCCCCAGCCCCUCUAUUUAUUUGUAAGUUUAAGUGCUAUUUUUGCCUUUGUGGUGGUGUAUAAAGUAUUUCACAAUAUUUGGUCUUACUGGCUUGGUUCUUUGGGGGGGAUUUGCGAUGGUGUUGGAGCAGUGGUGCCCCCAUCUCCUGCUGUCAGUCAGGGACUGGUUCCUGUUUGUGCCUUCACUCCCCUUUGGCUUCAGCCUCGCUCUUGUCUUGAUCCCCGAGAGUGGGUACGGGGGGCUGUGUGUUCUCCCCAGCCCCUCUCCUGGCUCCUGUGUGCUGUGCUGGUUUUGCACCCAGAGCUGGGGUCGGAGCUUGCAGGGUGGGCAGCAGGAGUGACCUCGAUGUGCUCAGCAUUCUGCUGCAGCCCCCAGCACCUGGAUGUGGGACCAUCCCUCAGCACCAGCUGCCUCACCCCACCCCUAGCAAUGCUUUUCUGCUGCAGGCUGAGUCGUUACCUGGCAAAAAAGGGUCUUUGAAAUGGAGACUAUUGUGUGUUUAGUGGUUUCUUCUCUAACCCUCUAGACCAAAGGGAAAAGAACCUGUCUUGGUGAUUUCAGCUUUAUCUCCUACAGCAUCCAGAGUGCUGGAGCGAGGGGCAGCACCACGCUGGGUACCGAGCUGCCCAAGGCUUCACAGCUCCUGCUUCCCCCCAGCCACCAGUGGUUCCUCUGGCUUGCACCAGAGAUGCAUGAGGGUUUCAUUUAAAACAAAACAAUGCGAAUGACACUGUAAAAGUCUUAACAAAAAUUCCAGUACUCUGUUGUUUGGCAGCUUUAGCAGCUCAACACUAUCUCGUAGGGAAUUAUUAAUACACUAAGAUCCUAUAGGCCUCAUGUAAGUUACCAGAAUAAAAGCGAUACUAGAUGUAUAAAUGGAUGAUAACCUUUUAACCGUACAGUAUGUAUUACAAUUUUGUAGCUUAGUCAAUUUUUGGCUAUCAGAUUUUGUUAGUAUGAUAUAAAAAAAAAAAAAAAGACAAAAAAAAGUUUGACUGCUAAUGUCUAUUUUGUUAUUUGAUUCAUUUUAUUUCUUCCUCUGUACAAAAGCUGUACAAAUCUGUCUGUGUAACUACUAUAGAUAAUGUAUUCAUGUACCAUCCACCCUGUCCUGGCUUGCUGGUGUGGUGAGCUCGUUACUAAACAAUAAAAUCUGUGGCUGAAGUCGGGCA